AUUAUAAAUCACAAAUUUCCAUUUAAUAUUCCCAAACACAGCACUAAGUACUGUAAGUACAGUAAAAAAAUCCAUUCCCACCAAUCCCUCACCCCUAACCAAUUGAAUUAUUGACCUAUUCAGGUUGGGCAUGCCUUGUUCCAAUGGUGCAUAUGUUAUGUUUAGGGGUUAACCAGCUUCUUCCCUGUCCUUUUCAAUCCUAAAAUCAUGAGAAACCGUGGCACCUCUUCUUUCGCUUUCUUUCCCAUUUUUCUUCUCCUGCUCGCGAUACUUGCCGAGAAUGGCAGAUUCGCUGAGGGAGGGAAGCGGACGAUCCACAUUCCCGACGACCUCGACGAUGUGAUUGACGAUGAGGAAGACGAUGCUUGGAAGGAAUGGGGCAAAAAGUCGGCCCCGCCGCCGGAGUUCGAUCCGCCGCCGGCCGAUUUUUCGGGGAUGGAUGUGUCUGAGAUUCAGGAUGAAAUGAUGAAGCGACACACCGGCCCAUCCUUCGGGUUCGUUAAGCUUCGAUUGGGCGUUCGGCGUACUCCGGACAUGGUAGCUGAGAUUGCUACAAAAUGGACGCAAGUCCUGCGCACAGGAUCUAUUUUGGCCAAGUUUAUGGGUGUUGAUAUGAGCACAGUCAUGUUCACCAUGGAAAGAGGGCAAGACCUACAAGAGUUGAAAGAAUUUAUAUUGAAUCAACCAGAGGCUUAUGAAAUAAAGAUUGGGGAUGGAGUUUUUCGAAGACCCGGAGAUCCUCCCCUCGAGGAAGUUAUUGAAAAGCUGCAAAGUCAGAAAAACAAAGCUGAUGAUGCUAGCACCAUGGAGCAGAAUACACGUAAAAAAGAUGAAUUGUAGUUGACACAAAUCCUCGUGAUACGUAACUAAUGUAACACCAGUCUUUCAAUAAUAUGUAGUUCAUUCAACUGUUUAGUGCCUAAGAAUAUUGUUUUUCCCUGUUUACUCAGAAACCUUGUCAUAUUGCAAUCUUCCAAACUGAAAGAUACUCUUUGGUCUUGUUACCAACUUGUUCCUGUUGAAAAAUAACAUUCACAUUCAACC
Molecule: messenger RNA, 1044 nt
Organism: Malania oleifera
Lineage: Eukaryota; Viridiplantae; Streptophyta; Magnoliopsida; Santalales; Ximeniaceae
Exons: 3
Coding region: 208-840 (210 amino acids)
Biological process (GO): protein folding
Source: RefSeq, a predicted model, not a curated record